CAUAAGUCAGCAGAAGCUUAUCUCUUCAGCUACGUAAUCACGCAAGCUCUGGCAGGGGUGAGCUCCUCAUUCGACUCCACGCUCUCACCAUCAUCCAUGUCAUUGACCACUCAUAUUGCCGAAGUCGCGACCGAAGAGAAGCGAUCACUGCCCUGUGUGCCCCUCCAGAUACUCCCAAAGCUCAUUGUCGCCAGCGAUGUCUGCGCUCUGGCUUUGAAACGUCGGCCGAUAAUCCAGCCGAACCGUCAGUCACCUUCUUCAUUGGGCCAAGGGUUGUCCCAAGGAACUCAAUCCUCGUAGGGUUGAAGACAAUAUAAUAUAUCCCUUGCUCCUCGGACUUUUCAAAUCUUUGCCUUUCGUAGUUUUUGCUGCAAACAACACCAUAACGUUGUUGUCAUGAGUUCGGAAAAGAGCGGCAUGUUGCCGCCGUACAGCGCAGCGGACCUCCCGCCGCCUUCGGGCCCUCGGCACUCUCACCACCACAAGCGAUGGCUACGACCUAGACGCAGCAUGAAGCUCAUCGUGGGGUGUCUCGCGUUCAUUGCCUUUGCUCAAUGGAAACAGAUCUCGAUUCUGCCUUCCCGCGAGCCAUCAUCUUCCCUGUCUGCGGACCGUCUGCAGCAGGAUUUGGCGACUUGCGCCAAGUUGCGACACAAGCCACAGGAUCCGAUUGGCCUCGGCCGAGAGAAGAACGCUCGUUACGUCGACGGCCAGCGCCCGACACUCAUCCGCAAUGCUACAAUUUGGGUUGGCGAGGCCGUCGAGGGAACAUCGCCCGAGGACGCGCGGGCCGGCAAAGGGUACUCGUGGAUCACUGCCGACGUUCUCAUCGACUACGGUCUGAUUCAAAAGGUCGAAGCUGACAUCUCUCUCGACUCCCUUCCCAAGGACACCCAGAUUUGGGAUGCCAAGGGCCGCCAAUUAACCAGCGGUAUCAUUGACAUGCACUCUCACGCCGGUGUUGGUGCCCUGCCCGAGCUCGUCGGCAACCAAGAUGUGAAUGAGAUGUCCAACGACAUUACUCCCUACGUUCGUUCGAUUGAUGGACUCAACCCCCUCGACCCACAGAUCCAGGUUAUCAAAUCUGGCGGUGUUACUACCUCGCUAGUCCUGCCGGGCUCUGGUAAUAACAUGGGAGGCGAGGCCUUUGUCAUUAAGCACGCCGUUGGCAAGCCCGAUGGCCGGACCGAGCUGUCUGCCGAGGACAUGCUGGCUGACCCGGAUCGCAACUGGCGGUACAUGAAGAUGGCAUGCGGAGAGAACGCGAAACGCGUGUACGGAAAGGUUGGACACAGCCCAUUCUCUCGUCUCGGCGAGAGCUGGGAGUUCCGCCAUGCCUUUGAGCAAGCAGCAAAGCUUGUGCAAGAGCAGGAUGACUGGUGUGCGGCAGCAGACAAGUUUGGGGUCGAGAGCCAGUCAUCCUACUUGCCCCAGGAUCUCAAGUGGGAAAGUCUCAGUGCUGCUCUGCGAGGUCAAGUGCACAUCAAUACCCAUUGCUACACAAUUCCGGAUUUGGAGGCAUUUGUCGAUCACACCAACGAGUUUAAGUUCCCAGUGCGGGCCUUCCACCACGCCCAUCAGACUUUCCUGGUUCCCGAGAUCUUGAAGCGCGUCUGGGGUGGUCGUCCCCCUGCCUCUGCGCUGUUUGCCGACAACAUGUACUACAAGUCCGAGUCGUACAUUGGCUCCGAGUACGCUGGCAAGAUCCUCUGGGAGAAUGGCCUUACCCCCGUGUACGUCAGUGACAACCCGGUCUUGAACGCCCAACAUGUCCUCUUCGAGGCCGCCAAGGCGUACAGAUACGGCCUUCCCUACCAUGCAGCGCUGUCCGGUGUGACAUCUGCGCCUGCCGAGUUAUUAGGCUUGGGCCAGCGAAUUGGCAAGAUCAAGCCAGGCUUCGAUGCCGACAUUGCUGUGUGGGACAGCGAUCCUCUCAGCGUUGGCGCCGCACCUGUGCAAGUGUGGAUUGAUGGAGCUGCCCAGUUCUCUGAUCCUUUUGAGCUCAAGAAGCCUCUUGAGGGGCCCAUCCAUCCGGAUCCCAAGCUGGCCAACACUACUGAGGAUACCACCGAUCUCAAGGAGGUUGUUUUCACUGGCGUUUCUAAUGUUUGGCUGUCAGGCGAGGAGGUCAGCACAGCCAAUGGCGAGGCGAUGAACGUUGUCUUCUCAAACGGCGAUAUCAAGUGCAUUGGCGCCUGCUCUGAGGAGGUUACGGCUGCCAAGUCUUCGUCUAAGAAGGUCAUUGACUUGAAGAAUGGCCACAUCACUGAGUCUUUCACCGCGUUCGGUUCUCUCAUUGGCCUCAACGAGAUUGACAACGAGGCAGACACAGACAACGGCCGGAACCCCACUGGUUUCAGUCGCGGUCUUGACGGUCUUGUGCUUGACAACAAAAAGCUGCACGUGGCUAAGCGAUACGGCGUCACCAAAGCCAUCUCGGCGCCCAAGUUCACGGGUGGAUUGACGCACUCUGGAACCAGUGUUGGUUUCAACACCGACGCCAAACACUCGCUCGAGAAGGGUGCUGUCUGGGCCGAGGACGUAGCCGUUCAUCGUACAUUGACUCUCGCUGCGAAGAGGGGUGAUAACCCAUCAAUUUCUGACGCCAUUGGCAAACUCCGACACACUCUCUUGGAGGCAGUCGCGACCAAUGAUACUGCAUCGGAUCCUUUCUCAGAGGCGGCCUACCUCAAGAAGGUCGUCAACGGAGAGCUGCCCUUGGUCCUGACAGUCCACAGUGCCGAUACCAUUGUCGCUGCUCUCAGAGUCAAGGCAACGGUUGAAGAGGCGUUGGCUGCAAAGAGUCAGUCAUCGGAAUCUCCCAAGCUCCGUGUCUCCAUUAUUGGAGGCGCCGAGUCUCAUCUCGUCGCUUCAGAGCUGGCCGCUGCCGGGGUCGGUGUGCUUCUUGCACCUUUCCAGUCAUACUCGUAUACCUGGGACCAGAGACGUUCGUUGACCGGCGCCCCUCUCACGAACGGUACCGCCAUCGAUACUCUCAUCGACGCUGGUGUCGUCACUGCCAUCGGCUUGGAGGAGGAUUGGUUGAUCCGCGACUUGGGACUGCUUGCCGGCAUUGCACAGAAAAACGGAAACGGGCGGCUGAGCGAGAAGAAGGCGCUGGAUCUGGUUUCCUCCAACGUCUACAAGAUUCUCGGCAUUGAAGAGUCGCAGUCGAAGAGCGGCCGCCACUUUGCUGUGUAUGAGGGCAACCCGCUUGAGAUUGGAGGCAGAAUCCGUGCUGUCGGCAGUGGCCGUGACACGGUGUCUGUCUUCGUGUAAACGAGUCGUGGGAGAUGUCUAGGCCUACGUUUAAGUCGGGUAGGUUUCGCCGAAACUUGAAAGACCCAUUGAUGACUCGGAAAGUAUUCCGAUCCCGGUUCCGAACCGCGCGGGGAAGACAGUAAUCCAAUACAUGAUCAAAGUGCAUGGCGGCUCACUUGAAAUAUGAUAGUGAUAUUGCAAAUGUUCACAUUCUAAGCACAUUAGAUCCAGCUGAAUCAGCUCUAGCCGUCCUGAUUUGCCGCAGGGUCGUGGCGCUGGUUCCUUUGACGUUGUGAUCCCGCGCGGGUAUUACCAAUCUGAUCCCGGACGGUGACGAUCCCGGCGUAUCACCCUUUGACCAAUAAGAAAGAACCAGAGCGAAGCCAACUAAACGGAUAC
Messenger RNA from Colletotrichum godetiae, 3660 nucleotides. RefSeq names its product amidohydrolase. The transcript has 2 exons. Gene Ontology annotation, biological process: N-acetylglucosamine catabolic process. The record is from RefSeq and is a predicted model, not a curated record. Bases 397 to 3279 code for a protein of 960 amino acids. Gene Ontology annotation, molecular function: N-acetylglucosamine-6-phosphate deacetylase activity. Lineage: Eukaryota; Fungi; Ascomycota; Sordariomycetes; Glomerellales; Glomerellaceae.